Molecule: messenger RNA, 876 nt
Organism: Helianthus annuus (common sunflower)
Lineage: Eukaryota; Viridiplantae; Streptophyta; Magnoliopsida; Asterales; Asteraceae
Source: the annotation of a RefSeq genome assembly
AUGCCUCAACUGGAUAAAUUCACUUAUUUCUUUCGCUUUACUAUUUUGCCUAUUUUCACAAUGCUACUCGGACGUUUUCUAGGAACGGGCUGCCCCGGGAUUUCCACCCUAUUGACUUUAUUUUUUUUAAUAGUUACCCUCCUCCUGAUUUAUCGAAUGAGAGUUUCGAAGAGAAAGAAGAGUUCUUUUCUUUUCUUCGUAAUUCUCAUUCUCAUCUACGUGUUAUGUACUUUCUCUAGGUCUUUUUUCAUUUUUAUGCUGGCAGGAAUGCCAAGUGCAUUCGUUUGGAAAGUCUCCUCCGAAAGUGGAGAUGCAACAAGUCUUCCCCCUUUGGAGUCUUCCUCAAGCAGUGAAUCAUUGGCUACGUUUAGAGCCGAAAUAGCAGCCGAGAACGAGGCUGAAAUUUUUACUCGCAUACGCAAUCUUGAGACCCAGGAUUACUACAACCUUCCUCCCCAGAAUAAUCCUGGGGAGUAUGAGGUUCUUGUUAGGGAAGAAUUCGAGCAAGCUCUCGAUGUUCCCCAUUAUAGAACGGUCCUGGAUAGAGAAUAUUUUGAACUCACAGUAUUAGAAAGAAAGGGUCUAUUGCAAGAUAGGCUCUUCCAUCUUAUGCUUGGUGAGCAAAAGAUUUCUCGUAUAAUGGAACUUUCUCCAUAUCAAAAUAUCCGUAUGGAGGCCUAUAAUUUCCUUGAGGCUUCUGUGGAGCCGGUGAGCGCUUUAGAGCAUCCUUUUCAGAAGGAUCUGAUGGAAGGUACUUUGAAUUUCUUUAUCAAGGAAUUAACCCAAAAUGGGAGAAAUUCCGAAAUCUAUAAGAAUUUUUAUAUACACUUCACAGAUGAACUGUUCCGCGUGAAGUUGGGAUUACCUCUCCCUUAA